GGAACCAUGACUGUAUGGUGAGAGACAAACCAUCGAACUGGUAAUUUCCUUCCCCCAAAGGUAAAAAAACAUGAAUAUCAGAUGGUACAGAACAAUGCCAUCUAGACAAUCCCAAAAGCCCUUUAGGUGGAAGAGGCCCAAUAGUCGCAUGCUAUCCGAAAAAAAAAAAAAAAAAAAAAAACUAAUUUCCGCCGAGGAUAGGAUGGCCCAUUGAAUCCAAUUUUUUCAACCCUGGUCGUUUUAUUCCAAAAGAAAAUGAAGAAGUCUCGAUUGGUUGGCUAUGUGACAUAAACGCGACCGAUUCAAUGCAUCCAUUUGUGGAAUGCGGAUUAGCGAUGAUAGAAAUGGGAGUGUAAUUGUUCGUCAUCUGAACGGUGCUCGUUGGUUUGUCCUUCUGGGUUUUCUUCCCAAACCAAAGUAUAGGUUAUCCAGAGUAUCCUGCAACGGUGCCUUUAUUAUAAUUAUCAUUUUGAACAGUUCAGAAAAGAAUCAAAGAUGCCGUCAGAGGAACCAGACAGAUUGCUAUGUUGAAAACCACACGUCCAUUUCAAUCUACCAGAAAGGUUACCCAAACUUCCCAGUCUCCUUCAUCAUCAACCACCAUUCUCCAUGAUGGGUAUUUCUAACAAUUGUUCAACCUCUUCCGGAAUAUGACUGAUCAUCCAGACCUCUAUACUAUAAAUGGGAGUAUAAAGGCUUUGGAGAGAGAAAAAGUGAAGGAUGGAGAAGGGAGAAAUAGAAAAUAGAUGUCAUGUUGUAGUGCUCACAUAUCCAAGCCAGGGCCACAUAAACCCUCUACUCCAAUUUGCAAAACGCUUACUGUCUAAAGGAGUAAAGGCCACUCUCGCCACUACCCAUUACGCUGCCAGGUCCAUUUGUGCCCAAGGCGUGGGAGUUGAGCCUAUCUCCGAUGGCUUUGAUGAUGGUGGCUUCUUGCAAGCUCCUAGUGCUGAAGCCUACGUAGAGUCAUUCAGAACAGUUGGUUCUAGGACUCUAGGGGAACUCAUAUUGAAGCUCCAAGAGACGGGUUCCCCUGUUAGCUGUCUUGUUUAUGACUCAUUCCUACCGUGGGCACUUGAUGUGGCAAGAGAAAGAGGCAUUUUUGGAGCUUCAUUCUUCACUAACUCGGCCUCAGUUUGUUCCAUAUAUUGGCGUGUCCACCGUGGUCUCAUGGCUUUGCCUGUCCCACCAGAACCAAUGCCAGUGUCAAUUCCUGGCCUUCCUCCACUCAAGUCUUCUGAGCUGCCGAGCUUCCUUGCGGCACCGGCAUCUUACCCAGCUUAUUUGUCUGCUAUCUUUGAUCAACUUAGAGACUUGGACAAAAAUGAUUGGGUAUUUGGCAACACAUUUGAAGAGUUGGAAAGCGAGGUUGCCAAAGCCAUGAAAGGACUCUGGGCAGUGACGAUGAUAGGGCCAACGGUACCAUCAGCUUACCUAGACAAACGGAUCAAGGGAGAUACAGGGUAUGGAGGCAGUCUCUGGAAGCCACCCAGUGACGGGUAUAUGAAAUGGUUGGGAAGGAGACCACCCAAUUCAGUAGUGUAUGUGUCUUUUGGAAGCAUGGCAGGAAUCGCAACAGAGCAGAUGGAAGAAGUGGCAUGGGGAUUAAGAGAGAGUGAUCAGUAUUUUCUGUGGGUUGUGAAAGAGUUGGAGCAUGGGAAGUUGCCUGACGGGUUUGUGAAUUCCAUACAAGAAAUUGGACUAAUUGUGAACUGGUGUGACCAGCUUGAGGUUUUAGCCCACAAGGCUGUGGGUUGCUUUGUAACACACUGUGGGUGGAAUUCAACAUUGGAAGGGUUAAGCCUUGGUGUGCCAAUGGUGGGAGUACCACAGUGGUCGGAUCAACCAACAAACGCCAAGUGUGUGGAGGAUGUGUGGGGGGUCGGUGUGAGAGCUAAAUCUGAUGGUAGUGGUAUUGUGAGAAGGGAAGAACUUAAGAAAUGCAUAAGGGAAGUAAUGGAAGAAGAGAGAAGCCAAGUGAUUAAGAGGAAUGCCAUUAAAUGGAGAGAGCUAGCAAAGGAAGCAAUUAGUGAAGGUGGGAGCUCUGACAAGAAAAUCGAUGAAUUUGUGGAGAGAUUAUUGAAUGUUUAAGGGGAUUAAUUGACUGAUGCUUAGUGUAUGUUUCCUUAGUGUCUCCUGUAAGUUGUGAUAUUAAGCCUGUGCCCAGUAUGCUUUUUAGGCUAUGUUUGGAAGCCAAGAAAAGAAGAAAAAUGAAAUUGAGGAGAGUGAAAGACCACAUCAUGAUUUUUGUCUUAUUACAUAUUUUUUUUCUUUUAUUUUCUUUUCUGCAUUUUUAAUGACUGAUAUGAGAAAAUGGCCAUAAAAGGAUACUUGAGUGCAACCAUGGCUGACUCUCAAAAAUUGUCUCAGAACCAGGAUUAAUUGGAAUCAGGGUCCAUGGAUUCUGAGGUGUACAAAGUGACAACAAAGUUUCUAUGCCGUUUCUGGAUGUACUUCGCCUUUGUGAAUUAAUUUUCAGUGUCUUAAGAAACUCUCCUCCUUCCAUUGGUAUCAUUCUGAUAAUUGCAUUUGCAGGAAAAUAUCUCUUUGUAAGGAUAGAGGUCUAAAAUGGCCAAGAGAAUGCACAAAGUGAGGUGUAGCUCAUAUAUAACACUCAUUGUUGCAAACAAGAUCUGCAAAUGAAGUAUGAAACAGCCUAUUUGUUGGCAUCCCCUGGCAUGUAAUAUUCACUGUUUGUAUCUACUCCUCUCCACCAACAAAGGU
This is a messenger RNA of Macadamia integrifolia, 2724 nucleotides long. RefSeq names its product UDP-glycosyltransferase 74B1-like. The coding region runs from base 721 to 2091 and encodes 456 amino acids. The record is from RefSeq and is a predicted model, not a curated record. NCBI's taxonomy places the organism in Eukaryota, Viridiplantae, Streptophyta, Magnoliopsida, Proteales, Proteaceae. Gene Ontology annotation, molecular function: UDP-glycosyltransferase activity. The transcript has 2 exons.